Molecule: messenger RNA, 1374 nt
Organism: Cinara cedri
Lineage: Eukaryota; Metazoa; Arthropoda; Insecta; Hemiptera; Aphididae
Source: the annotation of a GenBank genome assembly
AUGUUUAAACAUAAUUUAUUAAAAUGCCCUCGGAACUUAACUGUUUGGAUUAAUCAUAGAACGAAAUCGUCAAAUACAAAUAAAAGUCUUACAGAAUCUAUAGUUAUAGAGGGUAAACAUUAUACUCGUGAUGAGUUCACUAAUGUUACUCCAAAAAUAUUAUCAUAUGUUGGUAUUAAUAAUCACAACCGUUUAGAUCAUCCAAUAUGUUUAUUUAAACAAAGUAUUAUUGAUUUUUUUUAUGGUCAUUUCAAAGGAAGAACAGGUAAUCCAAUAUUUUCUAUUUAUGACAAAAUAAGCCCAGUGGUAACAACAAAUGAAAAUUUUGACUUGCUCUUAGUCCCUAAGGAUCAUCCAAGUAGAAACAAAACUGAUAGCUAUUAUUUAAAUAAAAGUCAUAUGCUUCGAGCUCAUGCUACUGCCCAUCAAUCAGAAUUAAUCAAAAUGGGUUUGGAUAAUUUUAUAAUAUUUGGAGAUGUUUACAGAAGAGAUGAAAUUGACCGUACUCACUAUCCUGUAUUUCACCAAGCUGAUGGGGUACACAUAUUUACCCCAAAUGAAUUAGAAAUAAUAAAUGGAUGCAAUAUAAAUAUAUUUGAUCCAGAAAAAAGUAAUUCAAUUGAAAAGCAAAGCAUUUAUUCUAAAGAAGCAACUAACAUAGUGACCAAUCAUUUAAAAAGUACAUUAGUAUCAAUGAUGAAACAAGUAUUUGGUAAAGAUAUUGAAUAUCGUUGGAUUUCCGAGUCUUUUCCUUUCACACAUCCUUCAUUCGAAUUAGAAGUGUAUUAUAAUAAUCAAUGGAUUGAAGCUUUAGGAUGUGGUGUUAUUAGACAUGAAAUUUUAAAAAAUGUUGGUGCUGGCAAUCGAAUUGGUUGGGCAUUUGGUCUUGGAAUAGAACGCCUAGCAAUGCCAUUUUAUUCUAUACCAGAUAUACGUUUGUUUUGGUCAAAUGAUUCAGGAUUUCUUAGCCAGUUUGAAAAUUUACCUAAAAAUAGACGAAUAAAAUAUAAACCAGUUAGUAUAUAUCCACAAUGCUAUAAUGACCUAAGUUUUUGGUUACCUCAGGAAAAACCAUUUUGUUCCAAUGACUUCUAUGAACUUGUAGGAGAAUAUGGUGGACCAUGUAUUGAACAAGUAAAAUUAAUUGAUCAGUUUGAACAAAAAAAAACUGGACGUAUAAGUCAUUGUUACCGGAUAACUUAUAGACAUUUGGAAAAGACAUUAACCCAAGAAGAAGUAAAUAAAAUGCAUCAAUUAAUCAAAACAUACGCUACACAAAAUUUAGGUGUACAAAUUAGAUAAAAAUUACAAAUUUGAUCUAUAUUUUGAUUAUUCUCGUAUUUUGUAGUUAAUAAUUGUAACUUUAUUAAAUUU